Messenger RNA from Closterium sp. Yama58-4, 2271 nucleotides. NCBI's taxonomy places the organism in Eukaryota, Viridiplantae, Streptophyta, Zygnematophyceae, Desmidiales, Closteriaceae. The record is from the annotation of a GenBank genome assembly.
AUGUCGUGCGCGAAGAUUCAAUGCGAGACAACGGUGGCGAUCCUCUCACGCAGUCCCACGCUUCCGCACUCUGUCGUCCGCGUCGUCGCCAUCAUUUCCGCAGCUCGUCGCCUUCGCGACCCCAGCCAGUCGCGAACGCUCCGCCCGUCGCGAACGCUCCGCCCGUCGCCUUCACUUCCCCCCCGUCGCCUUCACUUCCCCCCCAUCGCCUUCACUUCCCCCCCGUCGCCUUCACUCCCCGCCCACCGUCGCCUGCUCUUCCCCGUCGCCUUCACCCCCCCCAACCCCGUGGUGACUUCCCACCCCCCGUCGCCUUCACUUUUCCCCCUCCCGUCGUUUUCACAUCCCCCGCCCAAUGACCUUCAUUUCCCCCACCCCGUCGCCUUCACUUCCCCCCCCCCCCCCCCCCCGUCACCUUCUCUUCCCCCAUCCCGUCGCCUUCAACCCCCCCCCACCACGUCGCGACUUCCCACCCCCCGCGCCUUCACUCCCCCCCCCCCCCCCUCCCGUGGCACUUGCUUCCCCCGCCUGUUGCACUUGCUUCCCCCGCCUGUUGCACUUGCUUCACCACCCGUCGCCUUCACUUCCCCUCCCAUUGCCUUUCACUCUCUCCUGCUCAUUCUCUCUUCCCCGCCCGUCGCCUUCUCUACCCCUCCCAUUGCUCGUCUUUAUCCCCUCCAUUCCCCCACCCUACGCUCUCUCUCCUCCCCCACUGCUCACUCUCUCCCCCACUGCUCACUCUCUCCCCCACUGCUCACUCUCUCCCCCACUGCUCACUCUCCCCCACUGCUCACUCUCUCCCCCACUGCUCACUCUCUCCCCCACUGCUCACUCUCUCCCCCACUGCUCACUCUCUCCCCACUGCUCACUCUCUCCCCCACUGCUCACUCUCUCCCCCACUGCUCACUCUCUCCCCCACUGCUCACUCUCUCCCCCACUGCUCACUCUCUCCCCCACUCCACUCUCUCCCCCACUGCUCACUCUCUCCCCCACUGCUCACUCUCUCCCCUCUCACUCUCUCCCCCACUGCUCACUCUCUCCCCUCUCACUCUCUCCCCCACUGCUCACUCUCUCCCCUCUCACUCUCUCCCCCACUGCUCACUCUCUCCCCCACUGCUCACUCUCUCCCCCACUGCUCACUCUCUCCCCCACUGCUCACUCUCUCCCCCACUGCUCACUCUCUCCCCCACUGCUCACUCUCUCCCCCACUGCUCACUCUCUCCCCCACUGCUCACUCUCUCCCCCACUGCUCCCUCUCUCCCCCACUGCUCACUCUCUCCCCCACUGCUCACUCUCUCCCCCACUGCUCACUCUCUCUCCCACUGCUCACUCUCUCCCCCACUGCUCACUCUCUCCCCCACUGCUCACUCUCUCCCCCACUGCUCACUCUCUCCCCCACUGCUCACUCUCUCCCCCACUGCUCACUCUCUCCCCCACUGCUCACUCUCUCCCCUCUCACUCUCUCCCCCACUGCUCACUCUCUCCCCUCUCACUCUCUCCCCCACUGCUCACUCUCUCCCCUCUCACUCUCUCCCCCACUGCUCACUCUCUCCCCCACUGCUCACUCUCUCUCCCACUGCUCACUCUCUCCCCCACUGCUCACUCUCUCCCCCACUGCUCACUCUCUCCCCCACUGCUCACUCUCUCCCCCACUGCUCACUCUCUCCCCCACUGCUCACUCUCUCCCCCACUGCUCACUCUCUCUCCCACUGCUCACUCUCUCCCCCGCUGCUCACUCUCUCCCCCGCUGCUCACUCUCUCCCCCACUGCUCACUCUCUCCCCCACUGCUCAAUCUCUCCCCCGCUGCUCACUCUCUCCCCCACUGCUCACUCUCUCCCCCACUACUCACUCUCGUUCUCCCUGGACUCACUUAUCUUUCCCCCCUGUUUACUCUCUAUUCCCCUUCGUUCAACCCUUUUUCCCCACAAUCCCUCUCACCUCCCCUGUUCACACCCCUCGUUUCCCCCUGCUUACUGGCUUUCCCCUUUGCUCACCUCCUUCUCCUCCCUGCUCACCCUAUAUCCCUCUUUGCUAUCCCCAUCCUCCCCUCCCCGCAUGCCCCGCGCAUCAUGUGUCCCUCGCGCACUCCGCGCUACCGCAGCGGACUUGACGCUGCGCCUCAAGGGCGCGCCUUUCGCGGCGAUGGGCGCGCGGCUGAUCCUCUCCGCGCGCUCCGUGGAGCGCCUGGAGGCGGUGCGCACUUCCUGCUGCGGGAAGCACGCGCCGGAGGGGGUGGUGGUGCUGCCGUUCUGCCCAUCCGCGCACAAUGA